Molecule: messenger RNA, 4903 nt
Organism: Struthio camelus australis
Lineage: Eukaryota; Metazoa; Chordata; Aves; Struthioniformes; Struthionidae
Source: RefSeq, a predicted model, not a curated record
GUGCAGGCUGGAAGUUGUGUCGCUGUACCUGACAGAUGGUGGCUUCUUCAACUGUUUUCUAGAGAGAUCAAAGGGAUAAUAGUUUAGCACCUGCAAAUUCCAGAUCCUCAGAGACACUGUUGCUGGUAACAGCCGGGUGAUGGGCAAACUUGAAGACAGAGAAAGCAAAGGCAAGACAAGACAUAAUGAAACAGUGAAGAGAAACCAAAGGAAGGAAGUACUACUAUCUUACUGAUCUGAAAACUGUUUCCGAAGUGUUUGGACAAACUAGGUAUUUAUAUAGUUAAAUCUAAAAAGUAUGAAAGCAACAUAAAUACAAAAUCUGCUGGCUGGAAGUACCACAGCUGUUAUCCAUAAGGAUACAAUUUUGUUGAAAGUGUGUGGAAAGCAUGGGUUAUGAUAUUGAGCGUUUUGUUGGCUACGUUAACGAAGGACUUCUGUGUUCCAUCUGCCGAGAUGUGUUAGAAGAUCCAUUACAAGCUCCUUGUGAGCAUGCUUUCUGUACUGCUUGUAUACAUGGAUGGCUUAUUCAUCACAGUAACUGCCCUGAAGACAGACAAACGCUUGAUGUAUCUUUGCUACGACCUCUCUACAGAUAUAUGAAGAAUGAUUUAAACCGUCUUCAGCUACAUUGCAAGAACAGAGAGUAUGGCUGUGAAAUGGUUUGCUCUCUAGAGUCUAUAGACAGGCAUGAAAGGGAAUGUGAAUACAGUCAGAUACUUUGCUCCAAUGCUGGCUGUACAGUUCAGAUUGAACGACGUAACUUAGAUGGUCAUUUGGCAGUGUGUGAAUAUCGGAGCCGUGAAUGCCCCAAUGGUUGUGGUUACACCAUUCUCAGUGCAGAAGACACACAGCAUAAUUGUGUAGCAGAGCUAAGAACUGAGCUAGAACUACUUCGGUCAGAAAUGAUCUGCAGAGUAGAGGAAGCAAAGCAUGAGAUGGAGUCAAGAUUAGAUUCCCAGAGAAGACAUAUGGUCCAGAAAGAGAGUAUUCUGCAAAAUGAAAUUGAAGAACUAAAGAGUCAGAUGUCACGAAUGAUGUCAGAUGUACGGUCUUUGAUGGCUGCAGAGAGACAGCAUCGUCAAGAGCUGGAGCAGGCAGAGCUAGAAAAGCGGGAAUUAAUGGAGCUUCUGAAAGGCCUGCAGAAAGACUGUCGAUUAAAUACUACAGAAGGAAACAAGAAGUCAACAAGCUUCCGCCCUCUGACGCGACUAGAGAGCGUGAAAAGAAAACCUAGGGAAGUUACCGUUAUCUAAAUAAAAGUUUAAGGCUACUUGAACAUCAAUAUCCACAAUGAACAAAGAUUUGCACAGUCGUAUGGACUUCGGACUUCCUUAUUAGUACUCAAGUCUGCAACUGUACAAGAGCUAAGAUUUUAUAAGAGGCGCACAAAUCCUGAAACAAGGGAGAGUUUAUUUGCCUGUAAGGACUGCAGUACGCUUGAGAAAUUUGUAGAGUUUCACACAGCCUGUUUGUGUUGUUUUCAGUGCUAUAGUUGAGCCAUAUUCUGUCCUCUGUUACAGCUCUUUGGUGGAGUAACUAGGGGGAAACCUGGCCUGUUUACUGAAUGUGCUGAAUCAGUUCUGAAUUUUCAGGAAAACAGUAUGCAGGUGCAACAGUCUUAAUAAGCUAGUUUUCUAGUUUAGAAGGCAAAUUACUACUGUGUGUGCCUUGCUGUCACUCAGAUCAAUGCUCUCACAGCUAACAACAUAACCAAAGAGAGAGACAGCAACCUUCUUUAGCACGUACACUACAUUAUAAGGAUUUGUGGUCAGAGCUCUCUUAAUUAAAAUUCAGACAUUAAUAAAUCCUUAUAAUUCACUUUUUUCUUUAGCACCACUGAAAGGAAACAUACAUACGGUCAGCCCUUGUGUGGACUUAGAAAUCCACUGAAAUAACUCCUAUAAAGUUUUUUUUUUUUUCCUGGAAGAAAACAUUCAUAGGAAGAGCUAUUUCCAAAUGUUUAUUUGUUUUUUAUUUCACACUUAAAUUCUAGACUAAAUUACAAUUGCUGACAGUAUUUAGGUCAUUAGAGCAGUCUUUCCCAACUCAUGACAUAGCACAUCUCUUAAGCACCAUAUCUAACAAUGUGAGACAGUAGAAUAGUAGCUAAGAUUAGGCCUUCAUUCACGCCAAGCAUUCAGUGAUCACACAUACAUCAGUGGACACAUACAUCAGUGGACACAUUAAAAUUGUAGUUAGAACCUAAGAAUGCUUUCAUUAUCUUGUACUCUAAAUAAGCAAGCUGUUAGUGUUUGUGGUCUUUGUGGCUCUGUUUCAGCAUUCACACUAAUUUUGAAGCUGCUUGGCAAUUACAGAUUUCAUGCUAUUAGAAUCAGUGUUUUUUCAGGAUGUUUUUCUGUGUACUGUAACUGUGUGGUUCUGUGAUGUAACUUUUAUCUACCUUGCUUAAAGUGAAAGAAGAAAAUUCCUUCAAAAACCUAUAUCCUUCAUCCUAUCAAGAUGAGCUUGAUCAUCCUUCCUGAAUUGGAGGGCAGUAACGAUCACCUUAUCUUUUACGUUCUGGCCACAAAAAGCAUGUUAUUAGCUCCAUGCUUUUUGCAUAAUUGGAUCUCUGCAUUUGCUUUUAGUUAUAAAUAACAGGGUGAAAUUCCUAAUUCUAGUGCAGAAAAUAAGAUGUAUUUAGUAUUUACUUAGCGUUUGGUCUGCUGUCUGUGUCCUAAGGGGACAGACAUAAAACUCCGCAAGAAAACAACUCCUCAGUGUAAAAAAAGCACUUUCUGCUGUGCAAUCUGUGUAGCUCCUAGUUGCCAGCUCUGGAGUUUGAACUUCCAGUGUUCAAAAAUGGAAACACUUUGGGCCCACUUGCAGCUGGAAUGACCUGUCAGCUUGGGUUUCCCUUAGCAGUAAGAAAGCACUCACAGAGGUAUUUUAAAUGAAGGUAUAUGGAGGUACAGGUAUAUAGAGAUAUAUGAGGUUGGGUAUGCUUGAACAUAGUCAUCAUUUUACCUAGUUCAACUAGAAUGAAAUUAAAUAGUCCAUUAUGUUAAUAUUUUAUCUAAACUUAGCUUUUGCAGUCUCUUGUAUUACAGCUUUUAAUAACAGCUGGCAGAAGCAAAGGAUUUUUUUUCUUUCAGACAGUCUGUUAAUCCUUUUCAUGAAAACUAAGGGUCCAGAUAUUGUAGAAGACUUAGUGUAAGUGCAGAUGAUCAUUUGGAAAUGCAUAGUUCCCUAGUCAUAAUUGUAUUUUAGGAUUAUAUGAAAAACUGCUCAAAGUGCAUUACAGGAGGAUUCAAGCACUGAAUUACUGGUAACAAUGAUCCUAAAUACUCUCAGAUUGAAUCACAUCUUGAUCCCAUUUCUUUACAAUGGGGACUGUGCUGAUAGCAAGUUGAACAGUUACUCAAAUGGACCAGUAACCAUGCAAACAGUAGUAUAAUUAGUUGCUUCUAAUAACACUUUGCAGCUAGGAAAGGGUGAGCACAAACUGUAGAGCAGGCCCAGGUUAAUGGAGAGUGGAAAGAAAGAGUAACUAGAGUUCCAUCACCUUCCCUCACCCUGAGCAAUGAUACAGCUGCACCAGCCUGUGCACCAACUCACCAUUAUACUUGUUAGCUUGCUAGCUUGUGGCAUUACAAUUGAAAUAGCAUUAGAAUUAAAAGGGGAUUAAACCUUUAUCCACAACUAAGUGGGUGCUAAAUGUAACAGUACCAAACCUGGGAGAUGAUUCGCUAAUAAAACUCUGAUUGAGAGCAAGCCGUUAAGUAAAGUACAUGAAAUUACAAGAAGUUGAGCAAAUCCCGACAACUACGUUAAAUUGAGUGAAAAAGAGUAACACUAAGGACCUAGUUUGUCUUUGAACGAAAAUCAAAAUCUACAUGCUUAUUCUGAAGACAUAAGAGAUCAGUUCAGAUAUAUUUAAAUUAAUUCCCUUAAACUGACCUCUCCAUUGGAGAGGUCAAGUUCAAGACAUGCUUCCUGUUUCCUUCAGUAUUAAAGCUGCAUGCCCUGUCCUUCUCUCCUCCCAAAGCAAAAUAUUGUCAGUGGGCUUGGCCAGUAUGGACUGUUGUGGUUAGGCUUGCUUUCUUUAGUGGAGGGCAACCGUAAUCUUUGGGAAAGCGUCUUCUGGGGUUAAAUGAGACUUUCCAAAAGACUUCUAGAAUAGAGAAACAUGCAUCUAAGUGAGAGGUAAGAGUUGCAAGGUAGUUAGGCUGGCCUUAGUAAUUAAACAAAGAGUUUUUAGUUAGUAGGAUUCUUGUACUAGAUUAACAGUCUUAUAUGACAUAUUAAUUUAACAGCACACAUACAUAUACAGUGGGUUUUUGUCAGGGCAGAAGAGAAGUGAUUUGUAUAGUCAAGCAAAAUACAUAUUACAGGAAAGCAUAUUAGCUGGGGAAGAAAAAGCGUUACCGCAGACAUUCUUAGGUCAUUUUGAUAAGUUCAAUGUGUUAAAGUUGAUCCCAGGUGGUGAACAGUUCCUGACAUAUAUGUCAGAAUGGGGAGCCUUGCAAAAUAAAUUUAAAUUUUUCAUACGCUGUUCUCCUUGAUGUUUUUGGCAUGGUGCUUUUCUACAGCUGUUUUAUUUAGAAGUGCUAGAUAAUAGUUAAAUGGAGCAGUACUAGCCUUUUCCUUCCCUAUGUACUGCUUCUUGGAUGAAGAAGGGUAGGUCAGGGAGAUUUUACCAUACAGAUAGAUGCCUUUACAAAGACCUACAACUCUAUGCAACUUUGUAUUAACAAAUAAACAUUGAACUGUCUUCCAGCAUUAUGGUUCACUGCCAAUGUAUUUACAUUUUCUACCUUUAUAGAUACAAGAAGGAUAAAACAGUGAUAUCUUGGACCUUAAACUCUAGUCUGUAAAAGAAACAAUAACAGUAUUUGUAUCCAUUUGAAUUACACUUUGUAUAAAAGUUGAAUUAAUAAAGAGUAUAUAUAAUGAUGAA